This is a messenger RNA of Rhea pennata, 5738 nucleotides long. RefSeq names its product ligand dependent nuclear receptor corepressor like (gene LCORL). NCBI's taxonomy places the organism in Eukaryota, Metazoa, Chordata, Aves, Rheiformes, Rheidae. The record is from RefSeq and is a predicted model, not a curated record. The coding region runs from base 1 to 5661 and encodes 1886 amino acids. Gene Ontology annotation, biological process: regulation of transcription by RNA polymerase II. Gene Ontology annotation, molecular function: DNA binding. Gene Ontology annotation, cellular component: nucleus. The transcript is spliced from 8 exons.
AUGGAAAAGGGAACAGACAGAAUGGCCGCCGCGGCUCCCGCUCCUCCUGCCGCCGCCGCCUCCCAGUGCCGGAGCCCCCGCUGCACGGCGGAGCGCAGGGGAGUCCGCCGAGAACUCGACUCCUGGCGGCACCGGCUCAUGCACUGUGUGGGUUUUGAAAGUAUUUUAGAAGGGCUUUAUGGACCAAGGCUACGAAGAGACCUCAGUUUAUUUGAAGACUGUGAGCCAGAAGAGCUAACUGACUGGUCUAUGGAUGAGAAAUGUUCGUUUUGUAAUUUACACAAAGAAACAGUCAGUGAUCGUGCAUCAGUUAUCGGUUCUUCACAGUCAACGCCUACGGAGGAACUGUCAUCUCAGGGCCAGUCCAACACUGAUAAGAUUGAAUGCCAAGCAGAAAAUUAUCUAAAUGCACUCUUUCGAAAGAAAGAUCUUCCUCAGAACUGUGAUCCUAACAUUCCCCUAGUUGCUCAGGAAUUAAUGAAAAAGAUGAUCCGUCAGUUUGCGAUUGAGUACAUUUCUAAAAGUAGCAAAAUUCAAGAGAAUAGAAAUGGUUCAUCAUUUGAACCAGGUCUGAUAUGUAAAAGUAUCCAAAUGAACCAAACGGAAAACUCCCUUCAGGAAGAACAGGAUAGCCCUCUAGACCUCACUGUGAAUCGAACUCAAGAACAGAAUACUCAGCAAGGGGAUGGAGUGCUAGAUCUCUCUACAAAGAAAAACGCAAGGUUGGAAGAAUCAAAAUACGAUCCAUCGUGUUCUGAAAACUCAGUGUCUGGUUCAACAGCUGAUGCAAAAUCAGAGGAAACAACUAAUUUGGAAAAAGGAAAAUCAACAUUAAACAAAGUUUUGGAGACUUUUUGUUCAUAUCACUGGCAACAGACUUUGGCUAUGUUAAAAUUUUUAAUACAAGAUGAAAAUGUUUCUAUAGUUUGCAGUUGCAGGCAAACACGUUUUGUCCACUCUGAAACUCCCAGUUCACUCACUGAAGAGGAUGUUCACAUUUCAUUUUGCAAUUGCAAUGGACAUCUGCUGACAAAAAGGUGCUGUUUACAAAAUCAAAGACCAAAUACUUGUUUACCACCUCUGUCUGUCUGUAUUAAAGAUUUCCAUUGUUUGUCAUGCCAAGCUGUAGCAAUUGGAUGUAUUAAGACAGUGGUAAACAAAACAUGUAGUUCUCAUAGGUACUGCACUGAACAAUUAGAAAACAGGCAUUCUGUGAAAGCGGCAGCAUGUACAUCUUCCUCUAAGGACUGCGAUGUGCUGAACAGCAUUAAAAAUUCCAGUAGAUCUCGCAGCCCAUCACCACCUCCGCUGUCACCUGUACAGAGUAAAGAAUUUGAAACAUUGGAAGGAGCAGUUACAGAUUUUCCAACUUUAGACAACAACAGACCUGAAAUACCCAUCAACCAGCCUCCAUCCCUCUUGCCAGCUGAAGAAAGCAAUGGAAGGUUUGAACAUGAAAGUAAAACAUGCAGAGGAAAAGUGACUGAGUAUUCAGAUGGAACAUUGUUAUCAACAGAUCAAGAAGGCAGCAAUUACUGUAUAAAUUCUGAGAAGUUUGAGACAGGUGAGCAUUCUGCUAUUUUUCAAGAUUUAAUGGACCGUAUUAAUGAAAAAUUAAAAUCAAUAGAAACUACAGAUAUAGCAACAAAUCUUGUAAAAUUUUCUAGCAGUGACAGGGCACCAGAAAAUGAUGUGAAGUUGGGGAACUUCAUAACGUCUCUCUUGCAUAAUGCUAAGGCAAGUGAUUACAGCUUUAUGGAAUUACUUAGCCAACAUGAUAAACAAAUGGAAAAUAAAAUUAUCCAAACAAGAUUUCGCAGGCGUCAGGAAACUUUAUUUGCAAUGUAUAAUUCUCCUGAUUCACCAUUCAUUCGACGACAGUCUUUGCAAAUCAAGAGGGAACUUGCAAGCCUUGAUGAAACUCUUAUAAGGAAAAGGUCCAGUUCUGAGAGAAAUGCAAAGAAAUCUACAAAAAAAUUUGAUAAGAUAUACCCAAACAAAAGACGCAGCUUUACUGUGUUAGAAGAUAAAGCUUUGCAAAAUCUUGACAGUAAUCCAUGUAUGAAUUGCCAAAGCCAACCAGUGUGCUUUCCAAUACACCAAGCAGAAUCUUUCAAACUACCUCUUGCUGAUUUUCAAAGCAGCUCUGGCUUUCUGUCUCUUUCAGAAAACAACCCUAUUGCAGGCAAUCAAAUUAACUUUUCAAAAACACAAGGAGAUUUUGCAACUAUAAAAGAGACUGAUCAGAUGUCUCUGAAUGAGGAAGGCAAGAGAAUUUUGGGCAAAACUAAACGGAACAUUGUGCCGCCUGGAUGGUACUCUGUGUAUGUAACAAACAAUAUUGUAUUUGAAAAAUCGUCUAAAGCAAAAAAGCCUUUGGAAAGCAUGGAAAAAAUGAAAAUAAAGAAAGACGUUCACACUGAAAGAUGUAGCGACAGAAAUGUAAGCAAAAUUGUGAGAAAUACAAAUCUACAAGUUGUUGUAGAGCGUUUAGAAGAUACAAUAAACUUAGCCAAAAAGACUAACAAUCCAUUGUUGGAUAAUUACAAAAUAAGCCAAAAAAUAAAAGAUUGUGCUUAUGAGCAUGUUAUGAGCCCAGCUGUUAGGAGUGGCUUACCUUUCAGUCUGAGUGAAACAAGAUGCAUAGGACAAAAUUUCCUUCCACAUCCACGUGGGCCGAGCACCGGUAAAACCACAACUGUGUGUGUAGCCACAAGUAAGCAAGAAGUGGGUACAGAUGAAGAAAUGAAUGACAUCGUUUUGAAAUCUUCAUCCUUUGAUUCAUCCAGUUCAACUUCCAGUAAUGGGGACUUGCAUACAACUUGUGAAGCUGGAGAGAUCUCAUCUGCCUUAAACUACUCUAGCCCUAUUAAGCUUAUGUUUGUUUCAGAGGUUAAUAGUAGUGAUGGAAUCAAAUACACUUUGACAUCUGCAACUGCAUCUUCUAAAGCAAAUACAGAGAGUUGUUUGUUGCAGGGGCAAACAAACACUGUGUUGGAAGAACAGGCCACAAGAGACCUUUCUCAUUCGAUCCAUAUCAAGGAUUGUAAUCACAAUGAAAAUGGCACUAAGGAGGAAUCAAGUUGCAUUUAUGCUGAAGCAAAUGCAAGUUCUGGUGCUGUUGGUCAAACUAACUCAAAUAAUUCUAAACAAAAUGAAGAAACUGUGGAGAAAUCAAGCAGUAGCAGUGAAUUGGUUUUAAAAAGAAAACCUGGUAGACCAAAGAAAAUAGGUCCUCAAGUGGUUAAGCAGAUUAAGAGACCUAUUGGACGACCUCCUAAGCCAAAAGCAGACCUAACUGAAAGUAGAGAACAUAGAACUGAACUUAGCAGUGGUGGGAAAAGUACCAAAUCUGAUGCAGCAAUAAUGGAAGAAGUUGACAGUAACAAAAAUAUUAUUGUAACAGUUGUUUUUGGAAGGUCAAGAAGAACUAAAAGACAUGUUUCUGAAGGUAAUCUAAAUGUAAUCAGUGUUCUGCCUACACAUCAUGUUGAUUCCAAUUUUGCCAGCGAUCAUAGUAAAGCAAGGCAAAAGGCAGAAACUGAAAAUGCUUUGACUGAAAUAGUAAAAGCCUUACAGAAUUCUACUACUGAAAAUGAGGUCUCUGGUUAUGACUAUAUUAGACCUAUCAAGAGUAACCCAGCGUCACCACAUCCUUGCAACAAUAUUAUACGGACAGUUAAGAAACCUUUAACCACCAUUCGAAAACCUGGUAGACCAGCAAAAGUAAAAAUCUCUGGCAUAUCGGUGACUGUUAAUAGAUUUUCACCUCAGGAAAGAAAAGUGAGUAUUAGCAACUGUUUGCCUCCUUUGCAACAACAGAACGUGUUAGAAAAAAACAUACCACAGGAGAAAAGCAAUCCGCUGUGCAAUAAAGUGGGUCAAGUAAAGAGCAUUCAGAAAGAUUCUAGAAAGGAUGGAUCAGACAAAGUUAUUACAACAGCAUCAAGAAAAUGUGGAACUCCAUUGAGACAUUCUGUCAGAGACAGAAAACCCUCGCUCCACUUUUUACAUUCGUUAGCAUCUUCUAGUGCGUUCACUUGUAGAAGUGCCUUGCUACAUAAAUCUUACAAACUCCACUUGAGAAAAGCUAAAGAUCAAAAGGAUAAACGUAGGCAAUCAAAUCAGAGCAUAGCAUCCAAAGAUACCUCAGAAAUGAGAAAUUCAGGGAAUGCAAAAAAGGGUCCUGAGGAUGAUGAGUUCAGGCCCAUUAAUGAAAUGUCAUCAGAUCCCAUUUUUUCAUCAAAGCCGUCUCUCAGGUGGUGGGCUACUUCCACUUCAAACGACACUUUGUUGGAAGAACUAAAUAAUAGAUUUGAACAGAUAACGAAUACCUGGUUGCGAGUGGGGGGAAAUGAGUUUGAUAAAUGGGUGUGUGAAAAAAGGGAUCCCAUUGAACGAGACUGUAACACUGAAAUGUCAAACCCUUUAGACUCCUGCCUUGUAGAACUUGAAACAUCACCUAUAAAAAUGCUUUUUCAGAAAAAAUGUAAUAUGAAUGAACUCUGUGCCUGGUUUAUGCAAACUACAGAAACACAGUCUCUCUCUCUAGUGAGAAAGGCAAAUGCUCGCAAUCCUUUAGAAGUAGUUAAUACCAGAGAGAUAAAGAUGGAAACUAAACAAUCUGAUCUUAGUACUUGCCCUUUCAGAAAGCACUUUAAAAAGUUUGCACUAUCUUCUCCUUCAAAACCAGCAGGGAAAUUACAAAUAUUACAUAAUGUGGUCAGCUCUCCAGUCUUAAGCAUGAAAAGUAAUUUCACGUUAGCCAGAUUAAAAAGAAGUGAAUUUAGCAAGUUACAACAUGAUAGGUGGGGACAAACAAAAAAGCUAUAUAACCAGGCUCCAGGAGGCUGGAAAUCGAAAAAGAAAAAUUUACAGUUCUUCUGCCAAAGCCAGUUGUUUAAAAGUGCAAGUGAGGAAACCAGUGAUGAAAUGUCCAAGCUCCAGGAAAAAAAUACUGUAGAAAUCCAGACCACUGAAACUAUGAUGGAAUCUCAGAGUAGUGUCUUGCCAACUGGAAAUGAAGCCAGAGGUGCAUUUGCCCAACAGAUGAUGGGAUCUUCUGACUUUAACCCACAUCCUGGUUUAGCAAACAUACUUAAACCACAUGCUGAGACAAAUGGAACAAUAUGUAGCCAACAAAAUGUUAGAAAAGAACAAAGCCAAGAUAAACUGUUUCAAAAUGCAUGGAAAGCCAAAACCUUUAGAGAUUGUAGAAUAUUUCUGAGAAAAAUCAACCAUAUUGAGCAGCACAAUUCAUUUAAGUUAAAUAAUAUCAUUUAUUCUCCUGAAGGUGUUGAAAGUAAAAGCAGUCAGGCCUAUAUGGAAGAAAAAAGACAUCCUCUUGUAAGGUCCCAUUCCACUAAACAAAAUGCAUUAAAGAAACAAGAAAAUGAAAUGGAAACGUCCAUAGAAACUAAUUCUUCUAAAGUGACUGAAAGGCUGGAUGACCAGUUUCACAGCAGAAAAUUAAGUAGUGGUGUAAACCAUGAUGAUAAUCCUGCUAGUAAUUCUGAAGUUCUUAUCAGAAUAAACAAAAGAAAAAGUCCACAAUGGGAGACAACAGAUACAAAUAUAAGGAAAAGGCAUAAGAGACAAUCAUGCAAUAGUGGACAAAUGGCAACUUAUUAUCCCAAGUACGAACUUGCACACUACAAGUGAAAGUCUCGGAGCCGCAGAAUUCAGUAGACAUGAACACAGAAAACGAACAUUUGAAGUCCAUAAAGAUGUGCCUUAAU